CCCCUCCAUCUCUGUCCUCCUCGGGCUCCUCUAUCCUCCCUGUCCUCCUCAGGCUCCACCCUGCCCGUGGCAGGAUGGGGGACAACACCAGCCCCAUCAGCGUGAUUCUGGUGAGCUCGGGCAGCAGGGGCAAUAAGCUACUGUUCAGGUACCCCUUCCAGAGAAGCCAGGAGCACCCGGCAUCCCUGACAAAUAAGCCACGUAGCAGAUAUGCUGUUAACAACACGGGAGAGCAUGCUGAUGACCAGGAUGGCGACUCUAGAUUUUCAGAUGCUAUUCUAGCAACAAUUCUGGCAACCAAGUCUGAGAUGUGUGGCCAAAAAUUUGAACUGAAGAUUGAUAAUGUGCGGUUUGUUGGACACCCGACAUUGCUGCAGCAUGCUUUGGGGCAGGUCUCCAAAACAGAUCCUUCCCCGAAGAGGGAAGCACCUACCAUGAUUCUUUUUAAUGUGGUAUUUGCAUUGAGGGCCAAUGCGGACCCGUCAGUGAUAAACUGUCUGCAUAACCUGUCCCGACGCAUUGCCACUGUGCUGCAGCAUGAGGAGCGCCGCUGCCAGUACCUCACUCGGGAGGCCAAGUUGAUCCUGGCACUCCAGGACGAGGUGUCUGCCAUGACUGAUGGAAAUGAAGGUCCUCAGUCCCCAUUCCAUCACAUCCUGCCCAAGUGCAAGCUAGCCAGGGACCUCAAGGAAGCUUAUGACAGCCUGUGCACGUCUGGUGUGGUGCGUCUCCAUAUCAACAGCUGGCUGGAGGUGAGCUUUUGCCUGCCUCACAAGAUCCACUAUGCAGCUUCGAGCCUGAUCCCCCCUGAGGCCAUCGAGCAGAGCCUGAAAGCCAUCCGCCCAUACCAUGCCCUGCUGCUGCUCAGUGACGAGAAGUCCUUGCUGGGUGAGCUCCCCAUCGACUGCUCUCCUGCCCUGGUGCGGGUGAUCAAGACCACGUCUGCUGUGAAGAACCUGCAGCAGCUAGCCCAGGAUGCGGACCUGGCCUUGCUGCAGGUCUUCCAACUUGCGGCUCACCUGGUGUACUGGGGCAAGGCCAUCAUCAUCUACCCGCUGUGUGAGAACAAUGUCUACAUGCUGUCUCCUAAUGCCAGUGUGUGUCUGUGAGUCCUGCUGGCUGUCAGAGC
Carlito syrichta (Philippine tarsier) is the source of this 1129-nucleotide messenger RNA. It is a transcript of the gene NPRL3, whose product is annotated as NPR3 like, GATOR1 complex subunit. Gene Ontology annotation, biological process: TORC1 signaling; cellular response to amino acid starvation; negative regulation of TORC1 signaling. Gene Ontology annotation, cellular component: GATOR1 complex. The transcript is spliced from 9 exons. Lineage: Eukaryota; Metazoa; Chordata; Mammalia; Primates; Tarsiidae. The record is from RefSeq and is a predicted model, not a curated record. The coding region runs from base 75 to 1109 and encodes 344 amino acids.